UCAGCGACAUCAUAACGCCAUUGAAACUUUAAGUGUGCACAACCGGCAGCGCAAGCAGACUUCAAAUAAUUUUCAAUUUAAUUUUUCAAUAAAUAAAAUCUACCAAAAACCUAAAUAAGAUGAAAUUUUUGCUAACUCUCUGUUUUGCCGCCUGCUUUAUUGCAACACUGCAAGCUGCAGCUGUGGACAGCACCACCGCACAACCUAAGGCCGCCGAGGCAGCUGAUGCCUCAACAACUGUGGCGCCAACCGAGGCCUCGGAUGUCGUGGAAGAAUGCCAUCAACCCAAGGAGACCGGUCGCUGUUUUGGCCUUUUCUACCGUUACGCCUACAAUGUAGAGAACCGUCAGUGCGAGGAGUUCGUUUAUGGUGGCUGCAACGGCAAUAAGAAUAAUUUCGAGAGCAAGGAGGACUGCGAAGCCAAAUGUUUGGCUGCCAAAAAAGACGAAGCACCCAAGGAGGCGGAGGAGGGUGAGGAGAGCUCCACCUUAGCUAAGGAGGGCGAUGAGGCCGCACCUGUGGUGCCUGUAGUUGAGGCAAAACCAGUUGCAGAGGAUUGAGGUCUUUUACCUUAGAUGAAAAAGUGAAGCUUUAUGAAAUAUGAGUAUUAUAGUCUUGCGGAUUUUAAGGAAAAAAAAAACAAAAAGAA
Messenger RNA from Ceratitis capitata (Mediterranean fruit fly), 649 nucleotides. Its product is annotated as kunitz-type serine protease inhibitor PIVL. The transcript has 2 exons. The coding region runs from base 120 to 560 and encodes 146 amino acids. NCBI's taxonomy places the organism in Eukaryota, Metazoa, Arthropoda, Insecta, Diptera, Tephritidae. Gene Ontology annotation, molecular function: serine-type endopeptidase inhibitor activity. The record is from RefSeq and is a predicted model, not a curated record.